Molecule: messenger RNA, 1020 nt
Organism: Leptopilina heterotoma
Lineage: Eukaryota; Metazoa; Arthropoda; Insecta; Hymenoptera; Figitidae
Exons: 3
Coding region: 234-734 (166 amino acids)
Source: RefSeq, a predicted model, not a curated record
UCCAUCUUGCUUUGUUUAUUAUUUUUGUUUAUGAAAAACAAAAUAUAACAGUUGGCUAACCUGACCAUGAAUUCACAUUCUUACUUGGUGUUACGUCAUAUUUCAAGAGCUAAUUCACUUGUUCACUUUUCUGUGUUUUGUUAGUUUGUAACCAUGAGACGAAAAAUGCAUUUUGGAGUUGUUUGAUUACUGAAAAAAAUAUAUAUUUCCUGUUUCAAAAUUUAUAAAUCACAAUGAAUAAAUCGAAAAUUGAAACAAAUGGUAAUGGUAAUUUCAAUUAUUUCGGUGAAGUUAAGAAUGUGACAAAUAUUCAACGCUUUUGGAAACGACUCGAAUUUAAUGAAAAGACUUUUAGUUUAAUUCUCUUCUUUUUUUCGUUAAUUAUUGUUAUCGGCAAAAUAGCUGUCAAUUACGGAUAUUUGGGCCAAUGGCUCUUUUGGGAGAGCAAUGAGAAAUCACAUCGAUUCAAUGAGAAUGAAAAUUUUCAAUUUAUCACAACAAAUAAUGAAGUAUUUGAUAAAUAUGGAUGGAUUAUGAAGGCAACGUUAAGUGGUCUGGCAACAUUAAUCAUCACUUGGUACAUUAUUUACAAGGACAGCAAUAUUCCUGGAAUUAAUCCUCCAUCGCCUUUUCGAAAUUCAAAAACCAGAUUAAAGAAAGAAUUUGAAAUUUCAACGAAUUAUUUCAUGGGAAUUUUAAAUGGUCUACUCAUAUUUUUUUACAUGUGUUUUUGAAACACAGAAAUUAGAAGAAGAUAAAAGAAAGUUGUGAAAAAUGAAACAGGAAAAAAACUGUAAAGUUCAUGUGUACAAAAAUAAUUCACCGAUAUUUAUUAUUUAUUUAAAAAAAAAAAAAUACUUUGUCAUUAAGUAGAAGAAAAAAAUUAAUUUUGUCUUUAAUUAAUUUUUCUGUUUUUAAGAAUGUUUGUGAAACGUUUGUAAAGGAAAAAACUUUAUACAUAAAUAUGGUGAUGUGUUAUAUUCUAAAUGUUUAAUAAAGUUUCUGUUUAAGUAUAAGAAA